Messenger RNA from Galendromus occidentalis (western predatory mite), 1329 nucleotides. RefSeq names its product G-patch domain and KOW motifs-containing protein. Gene Ontology annotation, cellular component: spliceosomal complex. NCBI's taxonomy places the organism in Eukaryota, Metazoa, Arthropoda, Arachnida, Mesostigmata, Phytoseiidae. Bases 1 to 1329 code for a protein of 442 amino acids. Gene Ontology annotation, biological process: mRNA splicing, via spliceosome. The transcript has 4 exons. The record is from RefSeq and is a predicted model, not a curated record.
AUGGAGAGAAACAGCGGAACGAAAAAUGACACCGAGUCGAAAACGUUUUCUCUGAGUCUGAAAGGAGUCUCGACGAAGAAAUCGGCAUUCGACAAGAAUCUCAUUCGUGAUAGGGAAAUUAUAGAAGAAACAGAUUACGUCACUGAAGUUUCCGACAAGACGAUAAAAAGUACGCGGGAAGCCCCGAAGAAGAAGGUGUUCGUGAUUCCUGCCGUCAAAGACAAUAACGUUUUCCAAAGGAAACUCGAGCUCAAGUAUGGGUCGAAUGUCGAAGGCAGGAAGAAGAAGAGAUUAUCGGAGGGAGCUGAACCUCGCAUCAAGCAGGAACCCAGUUCACCGUCCCAUGAUCAAUCAGAUCCUAGUGGGGAAAGUUUGCCUCAAUCAGCAACUUUGGAAGAUUACGAACAGAUGCCAGUCGAAGAAUUCGGGAUGGCGAUGCUGCGAGGGAUGGGCUUCAGACCCGAACAUGCAGACGAGAAAGAGUGGCCGAAACCCAUCGAGAUCAAGCUCCGGCCGAAAGGACUCGGCCUCGGAGCUGAAGUCCAAACGAGCAUGCAAAAAGAGCACAUUGAACAAAGCAAAAAGAGCAACAACUCAGCGACGCCUUUGAUCGUCAAAAGCGGGGCCUACGUCAAGAUCUUGCGUGGGGCGCACGAAGGCAAAUACGGCCAGGUUGAGGGAAUGGACGAGGAUGCUGCUCGUGUUCACAUCUGUCUCGCGAUAUCAAAAGAGAAAGUCUCCUGUAAUGAAGCCUUCGUCGCUGCCGUGACGAAGGAGGAAUACAACGAUCGGGGUAAAUGUUUGAACAAAGCAACCUACGACGACUACAAGCAGAAACACGACACGAAAAAUCAGAACGACUCCAAGUUCGAGGUGAGCUCGCUCGCACAGUCCGAUAUAGGCGUCAAGAGUAAAGAGAAGGAAAAGAAGAAAACUCCAGAAACCGCAGAAAAGAGACCAUUCAUCGGUUACUGGCUGAGAUCUCAGAUUCGAGCCCGUAUCAUCGACGAAAAGUUCAAGAAGGGCAAGUACGUGAACGAGAAAGUUGUCAUCGAGGAUGUGCUGACACGGGACACAUGCUUGUGCCGAACAGAUCGAGGCCAGCUUCUUGAGGAUGUACACAUGGACAUGUUGGAGACCGUCCUGCCGCGAUCGAAUCGACAAUCCGAGGUGCCUGUCGUUGUUGUCGCCGGCAAGUUCAAAGGCCAGAUGGGUCACAUAGUUGAUCGCGACAAGAAAGGAGCUCAGGCGUUUGUACAGUUUGAAAGUGAUAAUGAAAUCCACAAAUUGAGUUUUGACUAUAUAUGCGAAUACGCAGGCGAAUUGUAA